This is a messenger RNA of Amaranthus tricolor (Joseph's coat), 895 nucleotides long. RefSeq lists its product as uncharacterized. The coding region runs from base 344 to 895 and encodes 183 amino acids. Lineage: Eukaryota; Viridiplantae; Streptophyta; Magnoliopsida; Caryophyllales; Amaranthaceae. The record is from RefSeq and is a predicted model, not a curated record. The transcript has a single exon.
AAUUAAGAUCAAUAUCUUAAAUUUUUAGUGUUAAAUAAGUAAUUAACUGAUAAUCAAAUGACAAUUAAAAACAUAAUUUUAAAAUUUGAAAAUUAAUUUAGGACGAAAAAAUAUUGGCUUAUAAUAAACCAAAGUGAGAAGCUUUUAAUUAAGUUUUCAAAAUUCCAAACUCAAAGGCUAUGCCCCACUUGAAACAAAAAAGCGAGGGAAUGAACGUUACACAACCGUUACAAUAAUCAACGGCAAACAAUCCUCCCCUCUUAAGUCAUACUAUUAUAAAACCAUUCCCAUCUUCAUCCUCUCCAUCACCAAACCCAAAUACUCUUUGAAACAAGAAAAUAAAAUGGCAGCAUCAAAUUCUAAAUUAAGAAACUCAUUUUCCUUUCCAAACCUUCUACUUUCAUGCAUAAACUUGAUCCUCUUCAUACUUUCAUUAGCAUCACUUAUCCCCAUAAUUCUCCUUAAAACACCUCCAACUUCCUUAGGCUUUGCUCUUCUAAUCUCCUCGUUAGUCUCAAUAAUCUCUUCCUUGAUCGGCUUUUACCCUCGUCUCACUCAUUUCUGCUUUAUGAUUUACGUCUCUUUCAUCCUCGCUUCCCUUUCAAGCCAAAUCCUUAGCUUCCUCGCCCUCUUUAUAAAGGAGAAAACGAGCCUUUCGAUGCUCAUUUCAUCGAGAGACCCGAGGGAGGCGAAGGUGUUGGUUAGGUUGGAAUGUGGGAUAUUGAUGGCUAUGUUUAUGUUGCAAGUCAUGGUUUUGGUGUUAACAUGUGCUAUUCACAGGUGUUCCGUUAGGGAGUAUGAAGAAUUAGAAGUCGAAAGGGAAAAAACGACAAGGAAGCAGAGUACGAGUGAGGAGGAAACUAUGGUUAAGGUGGCUAACAUUUCUCAAGUUUAG